AUAAAUAAAUUAAUAUUAAAAACUAUUUACAUUGCUUGGGUUAUGUCGAACGUGUUUAAAAUGCUUAUUUUGAUAUUUUAAUAUAUUCAUUUGAUGAAAGUAAAAGGCGUCGUUGUGGGUUAAAGAAUUUCGCAAAAAUUAAUUGAAAUCCAAACGGUAGUAAACAAGCAGGCCCCAUUCGCAGUUGCGCGAAAGCUUGUCAAAGGAAAAUGAUUGAUUAGGCGCGAAACUUGUUUACGAAAAAGAAGAAAAGAAGAAGUUUGAAGAUUUUUUGCUGGAGUUGCGUCGGAUCACAGCUGACAAAUGACCAUCGUAAAACUACCACCUAUGGGCGUGCGGCACCUGCAGGUGCUGUUCCUCUUCACUUGCGCCGUCUUGACAUUCCACCAGCGCGUGAGUUUAUCAGUCGGCAUUGUAGCGAUGACAAAUGCCAACACCACAAAUCCAGACUUUCCAGAAUAUGAGCUAAGCGAACGUGAAAAGUCUUAUAUGUUGGGCAGCAUCUAUUGGGGCUCAACCCUUACUCACCUAUUGGGAGGCUAUCUUUCCAGUCGGUAUGGUGCUAAACUGCUUUUAUUAUGUAGUGUGUUGGGCACUUCGGUGCUAGGGCUGUGUUUGCCGGUUGCAAUUGAUAAAGUUUGUUGGCGUCUAUUUUGUGUAAUACGCAUUCUGCAAGGACUUUUUCAAGGAGUUAUGUGGCCAUCAUUGUAUUCGCAUCUAGCGAAAUGGUGUCCUAAAAAAGAACGUAAUCGUUUGGGCGGCAUAGCGCAAACUGGCUUGGAUAUUGGAACUGCAUUGGGAUUUGCUGCAAGUGGUUUAUUGGCAGCAUCACCUUUAGGUUGGCCUAGCAUGUUUUAUGUACCGGGUGUAAUUGGAAUUAUUUGGUCUCUGUUGUGGAUUAUCUUUGGCGCUAGUAGCCCAGAAAAAUCGUCUUUUAUAUCGCAGGCUGAGCUGCAACUUAUACAGAGCUCACAAGAGACUCCAGUGCAUAGUACAACAAAACGUAGUAUACCAUUUUGCGCUAUAAUCACUUCUGUGCCUUACAUUGUGUUAGCUAUUUGUAAAGUAAGCCAGGCCACCAGCUAUCACACAUUGAUGCAACAAAUUCCAACCUACCUACAUGGCAUCUUUAACUACGAUAUUAAGAUCAAUGCGCUCUUAUCGGCACUUCCUUUCGUUUUUAUGUGCGUAAUGUCGUAUGUGUGUCUCGUAGUUGCUGAUAUUUUGACACACAAUGAACUGGUCAGUCUUACUGUUAUAAGGAAGUCUAUCAAUUCAUUUGCCUCCUGGGUACCUGCUGUUUCAUUUAUAGCACUCGCUUAUAUGGAUGCGGAAAACGUUGUUGGCAGCAUAAUUUGCUUAGUGAUUUGUGUGGCUUCUAUUUCAGCUCAAGCUAUUGGUAGUUCUUUAAAUCACAUCGAUUUGUCGCCCAAUUACGCUGGAUUUCUGUUUGGUCUUACAACCACGCUAAUGAGUAUUGCGGGCGUUUUAUCCCCAGUAGCCAUCAGUUUUGUUGUGACAGAUGAGAGUGAUCGCGAACAGUGGCGAAUCGUUUUUAUUGCAAUUGCAUUAAUUUUAUUUUUUGGAAAUUUACUUUACAUAAUUUUUGGCCAGAUGACAGUGCAGCCAUGGAAUGAUCCCAUUACUAAAUCAACCGAGCAACAACAACAACAGGGCCCGAGUGAACACACAACAAAACUUUAGAAUCUUUGUAAUGUAUGUAAGUCCAUAAUAAAAAUAAAUGUUUUUUCUAUGAUGAUUUAAAAUUAAUAAU
Messenger RNA from Teleopsis dalmanni, 1774 nucleotides. Its product is annotated as putative inorganic phosphate cotransporter. Gene Ontology annotation, biological process: transmembrane transport; monoatomic anion transport. Lineage: Eukaryota; Metazoa; Arthropoda; Insecta; Diptera; Diopsidae. The transcript has 5 exons. Gene Ontology annotation, molecular function: transmembrane transporter activity. Gene Ontology annotation, cellular component: plasma membrane. The record is from RefSeq and is a predicted model, not a curated record. The coding region runs from base 304 to 1704 and encodes 466 amino acids.